This is a messenger RNA of Fulvia fulva, 498 nucleotides long. RefSeq lists its product as uncharacterized. NCBI's taxonomy places the organism in Eukaryota, Fungi, Ascomycota, Dothideomycetes, Mycosphaerellales, Mycosphaerellaceae. The record is from RefSeq and is a predicted model, not a curated record. The coding region runs from base 1 to 498 and encodes 165 amino acids. The transcript has a single exon.
AUGUCCAGCAAUAUCAAGGGACGCGCCAAGCCACGCGGCAACGACGUUGAAUUCUACAGCUAUGCAACUCUCAGGCAGGACAGACGGCACAUGUUAUGGUUCAACAGAUACUACUCCAAAGUCACAAGCAAAGGCAACAUCGUAGGCUGGUACCUCGACCCUGAAGCACACGACCCAUACUGGCAAAACAGAAGGACGAAAUAUGUCCGGAAUCCCAAGCGAAAGACACACCACAUCAGCGAGAAAGUGAAGGAGAAGUACGAGAAACUCAGACUUGGGGUCAUCAGCACAGAUCUCUUCCUAACAGCAGGCGAGCUGAAAUCAUUGAAUGCUAUGUUCGAAGAGAAGCAACCGGAAGCCGCACCAGAAGCACAGAAACCAAGAUUGAACUCGAAGGAACAACUCGACCUGCAGAACAUUCUGAACAACAUCAAGAACCCUGGCGUCUACCGACGCCACCAGAGGAAGAAGACGAAAUUUUGGAGGCUGGACCACUAG